Pongo pygmaeus (Bornean orangutan) is the source of this 2292-nucleotide messenger RNA. It is a transcript of the gene MBOAT2, whose product is annotated as membrane bound glycerophospholipid O-acyltransferase 2. Gene Ontology annotation, cellular component: membrane. The record is from RefSeq and is a predicted model, not a curated record. The transcript is spliced from 13 exons. Lineage: Eukaryota; Metazoa; Chordata; Mammalia; Primates; Hominidae. Gene Ontology annotation, molecular function: acyltransferase activity. The coding region runs from base 172 to 1734 and encodes 520 amino acids. Gene Ontology annotation, biological process: lipid modification.
GGGAGGUGCGAGCCGGGCACCGCCCCCGGCCCCUCCCCGGCCCUCCCCGCGCAGCGCUCAGACCGCGGGCGGCCCAGGGGCGGGCGCGCCGCUGCAUCCCCAUCCUCGUCGUCGCCCGGCACAGCGCGAGCGGGCGAGCGGCGCGGGCGGCCGGAGCGCCGAGGCCCGGCCAUGGCCACCACCAGCACCACGGGCUCCACCCUGCUGCAGCCCCUCAGCAACGCCGUGCAGCUGCCCAUCGACCAGGUCAACUUUGUAGUGUGCCAACUCUUUGCCUUGCUAGCAGCCAUUUGGUUUCGAACUUAUCUACAUUCAAGCAAAACUAGCUCUUUUAUAAGACAUGUAGUUGCUACCCUUUUGGGCCUUUAUCUUGCACUUUUUUGCUUUGGAUGGUAUGCCUUACACUUUCUUGUACAAAGUGGAAUUUCCUACUGUAUCAUGAUCAUCAUAGGAGUGGAGAACAUGCACAAUUACUGCUUUGUGUUUGCUCUGGGAUACCUCACAGUGUGCCAAGUUACUCGAGUCUAUAUCUUUGACUAUGGACAAUAUUCUGCUGAUUUUUCAGGCCCAAUGAUGAUCAUUACUCAGAAGAUCACUAGUUUGGCUUGCGAAAUUCAUGAUGGGAUGUUUCGGAAGGAUGAAGAACUGACUUCCUCACAGAGGGAUUUAGCUGUAAGGCGCAUGCCAAGCCUACUGGAGUAUUUGAGUUACAACUGUAACUUCAUGGGGAUCCUGGCAGGCCCACUUUGCUCUUACAAAGACUACAUUACUUUCAUUGAAGGCAGAUCAUACCAUAUCACACAAUCUGGUGAAAAUGGAAAAGAAGAGACACAGUAUGAAAGAACAGAGCCAUCUCCAAAUACUGCGGUGAUUCAGAAGCUCUUAGUUUGUGGGCUGUCCUUGUUAUUUCACUUGACCGUCUGUGCGACAUUGCCUGUGGAGUACAACAUUGAUGAGCAUUUUCAAGCUACAGCCUCGUGGCCAACAAAGAUUAUCUAUCUCUAUAUCUCUCUUUUGGCUGCCAGACCCAAAUACUAUUUUGCAUGGACGCUAGCUGAUGCCAUUAAUAAUGCCGCAGGCUUUGGUUUCAGAGGGUAUGACAAAAAUGGAGCAGCUCGCUGGGACUUAAUUUCCAAUUUGAGAAUUCAACAAAUAGAGAUGUCAACAAGUUUCAAGAUGUUUCUUGAUAAUUGGAAUAUUCAGACAGCUCUUUGGCUGAAAAGGGUGUGUUAUGAACGAACCUCCUUCAUUCCAACUAUCCAGACGUUCAUUCUCUCUGCCAUUUGGCACGGGGUAUACCCAGGAUAUUAUCUAACGUUUCUAACAGGGGUGUUAAUGACAUUAGCAGCACGAGCUAUGAGAAAUAACUUUAGACAUUAUUUCAUUGAACCUUCCCAACUGAAAUUAUUUUAUGAUGUUAUAACAUGGAUAGUAACUCAAGUAGCAAUAAGUUACACAGUUGUGCCAUUCGUACUUCUUUCUAUAAAACCGUCAUUCACGUUUUACAGCUCCUGGUAUUACUGCCUGCACAUUCUUGGUAUCUUAGUAUUAUUGUUGUUGCCAGUGAAAAAAACUCAAAGAAGAAAGAAUACACAUGAAAACGUUCAGCUCUCACAAUCCAAAAAGUUUGAUGAAGGAGAAAAUUCUCUGGGAUGGAACAGUUUUUCUACAACAAACAAUGUUUGCAAUCAGAAUCAAGAAAUAGCCUCGAGACAUUCAUCACUAAAGCAGUGAUCGGGAAGGCUCGGAGGGCUGUUUUUUUUUUUUGAUGUUAACAGAAACCAAUCUUAGCAUCUUUUCAAGGGGUUUGAGUUUGUUGGAAAAGCAAUGAACUGGGGGGAAAUGGACAGUUAUAGAUAAGGAAUUUCCUGUACACCAGUUUGGAAAUGGAGUGAACAAGCCCUCCCAUGCCAUGUCCCCGUGGGCCACGCCUUAUGUAAGAAUAUUUCCAUAUUUCAGUGGGCACUCCCAACCUCAGCACUUGUCCGUAGGGUCACACACGUGCCCUGUUGCUGAAUGUACGUUGCGUAUCCCAAGGCACUGAAGAGGUGGAAAAAUAAUCGUGUCAAUCUGGAUGAUAGAGAGAAAUUAACUUUUCCAAAUGAAUGUCUUGCCUUAAACCCUCUAUUUCCUAAAAUAUUGUUCCUAAAUGGUAUUUUCAAGUGUAAUAUUGUGAGAACGCUACUGCAGUAGUUGAUGUUGUGUGCUGUAAAGGAUUUUAGGAGGAAUUUGAAACAGGAUAUUUAAGAGUGUGGAUAUUUUUAAAACGCAAUAAACAUCUCAGUAUUUGAA